Messenger RNA from Bolinopsis microptera, 2042 nucleotides. RefSeq names its product bactericidal permeability-increasing protein-like. The transcript has 11 exons. NCBI's taxonomy places the organism in Eukaryota, Metazoa, Ctenophora, Tentaculata, Lobata, Bolinopsidae. The record is from RefSeq and is a predicted model, not a curated record. Gene Ontology annotation, molecular function: lipid binding. The coding region runs from base 15 to 1598 and encodes 527 amino acids.
AUUUUAAGCUCAGAAUGUAUUGGAUACUGUUUGCGAUACUUAUCCAUUGUGGGCUCUCUCUACCUGUAAAUUCAAACCCUGACAAUUCAAAUCCUGGUUUUCGAUUCCAGGUCACUCAGAAAGGCAUCAACUACUUGCGUGAUGUGCUGAUCCCCGUGGUGACUGAUGCGAUUAAAACUGCUGAGAUUCCUCCAAUAAAUCAGAGGGUAGACACCCCUAUUGGCCACAUCACCUUCGGAUUAUCAAGUAUAAGAAUAGGGAAUGUUGAUAUUUCUCACACAACUGUCGAACUGGACACACCUUCCAAUGCUGUGGCUGCCAUUAGUGACGCUUUUAUAGCUUUAAAUGCACGCUGGAAUUACAGAGAAGACUCGUGGCCCCACAUUAGUGACGACGGCUCCGUGGACAUCAGUGCUACUCAAAUAUCCAUCAACCUCAACCUACAGAUUGGUACAACAGACAAGGGAGAACCUCAUGUGACCACUAAAACAUGCUCCUUUAACAUUGGUCAUGUUGAUGUUACUUUCCAUGGAGGCGCCAGCUGGCUUUACAAUCUGUUUAGCAGUAGUAUUGCUGAUGCUCUUAAGGACGCUAUCAAAGAUCAGGUGUGUCCCCUGGUUACAGAUGCUGUUGAUACUAAUCUCAAUGAUAUUCUGGAUACUGUAGACCUCAAGGCAGACAUUGAUGACAACUGCUACAUUGAUUAUUCUCUUGUACAACCUCCUUUUGUCAUUAAAGAUGCCAUCUUUGUCAAUGGAAAAGGAGAAAUAUUCGAUAAAUCCGACCCAAAAGAGUGUCCGUCCCCUAAACAAGACAUGCCUGAAACAGUGGACAGUGAGAGGAUGGUAACACUUUGGAUAACUGAGUACAUGUUGAACACUGCUGGAUACGCUUACCAGACCGCUGGCUUCCUCCAGUACAACCUCACCAGCGAUGAUAUUCCGGACAAGAUCCCCAUAAAGAUGACCACUGGUUUCUUCAAAUACUUUGUCCCCAUCCUUUACAAGACAUAUCCUGACAAGGAUCUCACUCUCUGGUUAUAUGUCACAAAACCUGUUACAUUCGACGUAAACAAAGCAGGAGUGAGUGGUAGAGCAGAGGGAACAAUAACUUGGCUGGUCCAUGUUAACGAUACUUUAGUUCCUGUCUUUACCCUGGACGCUCAACUUGAUCUCUGUGUUAAUCUCAGUGUUCAACUUGGAUCUAACUCUGAAAUAUACCUUGAUCUCAUCACUGUCGAACCGUACAUACAGCUGAAGAGUUCGAACAUCGGCAACUUCUCCGUCAGCGCCCUCCAAUCAUUCAUCAAGUUCUCCAGAGCACUCAUAGUCCCAUUCGUCAAUGCUCUUGUCAAUAAUGGUAUUCCUCUGCCUUCCUUUGAUUACGUCUCUUUUACUGGAUUUGACUUCAACUUGGAGGAUGGCUACAUACAGAUCCACACUGAUAUAAAGUACGUUCCUAAUGAGAGGGUCUCCUCGGAGCGAGAAUAUUACUCACUUUCUAAAGAUGGUUUUGAGUGUAAGAUGAAAGAUAAAGACCUCUGGGCAAACACAGUGGCGGACGACAUCUUUUCUUACUUUUCAAAUGAAGUUAAUUGAUUCUGAUAGACUUAUGGGUGGUUUUCUGUUGACAUUUCUUUGAAUAAUAUUAAUAUGACUUGUUCAAAUUUUAUGCAUUUUUGCUUUAAAUUCGAUGGUGAUUUUUAUAAAAUGUAAGCAUUCAAUGAUUUUUAUACGUGAGCAUUCAAUGAUUAAUUGUAUUUUUAUAUGUAGCAUUCAAUGAUUGAUUUUUAUAAUAUGUUAGCAUUCAAUGAUUGAUUUUUAUAAAUAAGCAGAGACAUGUAAUGACAUGUAAUGACAUGUAAUGACAUGUAAUGACAUGUAAUAAUCAUUAAUUAGUUAAAGUGUGAUAGUAGAUUGUUUUACAGUUAGUUUACAAUUUUUGAUUUUGUAUUUGUUUUAGAAAUUUAUUAUUGUUUGUACGUAUGAUAUUUGUCAAACAGUUGUUCAUGAUUUCACCUUUUAAAGUUUAUAAUUAUCAUA